GUGGUUGCCAGGGACGCCGCCGAAGGCUGGGAGCGAGCUGCGCGGACCAUGGCAGCGCGCCAGAGGGACAAAGUGGCCCAGGAUGAGGUGCAUCAGAACCAGAUCUUGCGGGAACUGUACCUCAAGGAGCUCCGGACGCAGAAGUUGUGCACGCAGUACCACGUGAACCCCCUGCGCAAGGUUCACCCCAUUGCCAGGAAGCCCAUGUCAUGGCAUGAUAACCUGGAGGAGCCUGCAGAUGUAAGGUUUCUGAAUCUCAUCUACCACGCUGCUCAGGGGCCAAGGAAGAAAUAUCCAGAGACCCAGACGGAAAGCCAGGAGAUUGGCUGGGACUCAGAGCCCUUGGUCAACCCAGACCGCCAGGACCGCAGGCUAAACCACUUCAGGGUGUACAAUGACAUCACUCUGUACAAGGCUAAGCUGUGGAGCUUGGGAGAAGAGGAUCACAAAAAGUAGUGUCCCUCGGGUUCAAGCCAUGGGGUUGUCUUCACCCUGAACACUCCAUGGUGCACUGUCCAGGGAAUGCUUCUUUUGUUCAACAACUAAAGUAUAAUAAAUAUUAUUUUAGCAAUAAUAACUUUAUUUACAAUUCUAGAAGCAGGCAGCUCUCGGGACUGAAGAUAGGUCAGGAGACUUCACUGCUUCUCAUGGGAAUCAUAUUGUAGGCAGGACAAAGGAAGUGUCCCACAGAAACAGGAAGUGAGGUGCAGAAACAGGAAGUGAGGUGCAGACAUACUCAGCCUGAUUGGCUUAUGUCAGUCUUCUUUGAAUAACUGGCUCCUUGUGAUUGGCUAGCUAGCCCUCAGCUACUGUUACAAACCAAGGUUAGAGGAUGGGUUUAGAACCCUUUCCACUAGCCAGCCUGGCAAGUGUGAGAUCGUGAGUUUGACUGUUUCCCAGUACCAAAAAUCCCCAACCAACCAAACAAGAAAGAACCCUAAACUUAAAAAUGGAUAGGACACAUUUAGGCACUUGAAAGCCCAAUGCCAGUUUUUCCAAUCCUGAGUCCCUUUGUAGUCUGGGCUUUGUGAUGGCUUCUAUGGUGACAGUCAGAUUUCCAUUUAGUGUUAAAAAAACAAAACAAACAAACAAACAAACAAACACCCCAAAAGCCCUCAGCGAAUGUGCUCAGCAGAUCUGUGCUAUGUUUUAAUAGAAUUCACUAAAAUAAACUAAUCUCCUGCCUCGAUACCCAAUAA
This is a messenger RNA of Cavia porcellus (domestic guinea pig), 1199 nucleotides long. RefSeq names its product cilia and flagella associated protein 144 (gene Cfap144). The record is from RefSeq and is a predicted model, not a curated record. Bases 49 to 456 code for a protein of 135 amino acids. The transcript has 4 exons. NCBI's taxonomy places the organism in Eukaryota, Metazoa, Chordata, Mammalia, Rodentia, Caviidae. Gene Ontology annotation, cellular component: ciliary base.